Molecule: messenger RNA, 950 nt
Organism: Propithecus coquereli (Coquerel's sifaka)
Lineage: Eukaryota; Metazoa; Chordata; Mammalia; Primates; Indriidae
Gene: GLOD4
Product: glyoxalase domain containing 4
Exons: 8
Coding region: 87-950 (287 amino acids)
Source: RefSeq, a predicted model, not a curated record
CGGCGGCCAGUGACGUCACCGGCCCGGUGCUCCAUCGGUGGGCGGGGCGGCGCCGAGCGCGUGACGGCUGAGAGGCUGCGGGAGUCAUGGCUGCUCGCCGAGCCCUGCACUUCGUGUUCAAAGUGGGAAACCGCUUCCAGACCGCGCGUUUCUAUCGGGAUAUCCUGGGAAUGAAGGUUCUGCGGCAUGAGGAAUUUGAAGAAGGCUGCAAAGCUUCCUGUAAUGGGCCUUAUGAUGGGAGAUGGAGUAAAACAAUGGUGGGAUUUGGGCCUGAGGAUGAUCAUUUUGUUGUAGAACUGACUUACAAUUAUGGCAUCGGAGACUACAAGCUUGGCAAUGACUUCAUGGGUAUCACCCUCGCUUCUAGCCAGGCUGUCAGCAAUGCCAGGAAACUGCAGUGGCCACUCAGUGAAGUUGCAGAAGGUAUUUUUGAAACUGAGGCCCCAGGAGGAUAUAAGUUCUAUUUGCAGAAUCACAAUCUACCUCAGUCAGAUCCUGUAUUAAAAGUAACUCUAACAGUGUCUGAUCUUCAGAAGUCCUUGAACUACUGGUCUAAUCUACUGGGAAUGAAAAUUUAUGAAAAAGAUGAAGAGAAGCAAAGGGCUUUGCUGGGCUAUGCUGAUAACCAGUGUAAGCUGGAGCUACAGGGCAUCAAGGGUGCAGUUGAUCAUGCAGCAGCGUUUGGAAGAAUUGCCUUUUCUUGCCCCCAAAAGGAGUUGCCAGGCUUGGAAGACUUGAUGAAAAGGGAGAACCAGAAGAUUCUUACUCCUCUGGUGAGCCUGGAUACCCCAGGGAAAGCAACAGUGCAAGUGGUCAUUCUGGCUGACCCUGAUGGACAUGAAAUUUGCUUUGUUGGGGAUGAAGCAUUUCGAGAACUUUCUAAGAUGGAUCCAGAGGGAAGCAAAUUGUUAGAUGAUGUGAGUCUCAUUUCUAAAUUGACAUCACCAUAG